AUGAUCUUCACUUCAGUUGUUCAAUCGUUAAAAUGUCCAUCGUGUGAAUUUCAAUUGAAAAUCGGCGAUUCAGUACCAGAACAAUCUUCAUUACCAGAUGAAUGUGAAAUAUCAGAGGAAGAUUGUUAUGCCCUACAUCUUAUCCAGAUGCAGUUCAUAAGAUCGAUCAUUCCUAUGAUCUGGAGUCUAAUACCGAAUUCGAUUGUUGAUGAACAAGCUCGUCAAUUAGAACUUCUAUUAUCGUCGAGUCAAGGACAAAAAAGUGUUACAAAAUAUCAAUUCGAUUAUAAAUUCCAACCAGAAGAAACGUUCUAUAUGGGUGCAGUUGCUUAUUGUCGUACCAAUGAUUAUUGUAUUAUCGAAGCAACUGAACAACUUCUUCGACAAUUAUAUUCAUUGAGAAAGUCGAAACCAAGAAUAAGAAAAGAACUUCAAUCAAUUCUUCUUCAACAGUUAUCUUACUCAAACUCGAGACUGAAGUGUUAUUACAGUUUAUCGAAUCGAAAUAUCAACUGUGCUGAUGGAAACUGUUUUAUUGGAAUAAGACCCUUGGCAACGAAAAUAACCGCUGGUUGUACUGCCGAAGCAGAUUCGGAUGAAGUGUUUGUUAGUACAUCCUUUUCUGUAACAAACAAUGCGAACAAAUUUCGUCUGAAAGGAACGUGUGAGAUGCUUCGCAAUCGGGAUCUAUGUAAUACAAUUUCAAUGCAUGAUAAACUGAUUAAAAUGGCACGAGAUUAUGUUUUAGGACAAUGA
This is a messenger RNA of Adineta ricciae, 756 nucleotides long. Lineage: Eukaryota; Metazoa; Rotifera; Eurotatoria; Adinetida; Adinetidae. The record is from the annotation of a GenBank genome assembly.